AUGGCGUCCGCCGCCGACCUCGAUGGACUCGUCCUCCUUCGCCAAUCCAUCUCCUCCAACGCGCCCUUCAUCCCCACAGCAUCAGCUGAUGCUUCUGCGACCGAAGUUCCUCUAUCCCAGGCGACGUACUUGCGAUUCCCCGAUCGGGAUGUCGCCGUUCCCAUCGACAACCCGACGCGCUUUGUGUCGCAAGACAAGCCUGUCGACUUGCGCAGUAUCUACUUUGCUUGGCUGAAUCGCGAAGUCGCUAUUCCUGAAUACAAUGCUUCCGCGACAAAGCUCAACGAAGAACUGGCAGCCGCUGGUGGCUCGGGGAAGGUUCAAAAUUUGGGUUUCAUUGAGCGUCUGGAUCUGAUUACUUGGCUCGAGGGUGCUAGCGAAGAGAGCGAGUACAUCAAGCCUUUGCCUAGUGACAAAGAUGCGACGGCUGCUGGCGCGACCACAGCUACGACGACGGGCGCAGUGACUUCAACUGCUCAGUCGCGAUCUGGUCGUGGUACUAUGGACCCGAGACUGGCUGGUAUCUACAAUAGCGAACGAAAGAUGGGCGAUCGCAACACCGUUCUAAGGGGCAUCAAACCUACGGACUUCUCCCAUGUUCGCAAACUUGCUGCGCCAUUCAUCCAGAAGAAAUACCAGUCUAGCUCCAGCAUUCCCACUAACCCAUCACUCGCCCUUAACCAAAAACCCCCUACAAGACGUCCAGACCCUAUUAUUCUUCUAUCUCCUUCUGCUUCUUCUUUGCUUCGCCUAUCAAAUGCUCGAUCGUUCCUCGAGGACGGCAAGUUCGUGCCUACUGAUGGAGGUGGUGCGAUGAGCAACAUGCUUCAUGUGCAGCGCAUCAUCCCCUCCAUUGACCCAAAUCGCCCAAUGCGCUUCAUUCUUGUAGAGGGUCCUGAAGCGUUCAAGCCCGAAUACUGGAACAGAAUCGUGGCAGUCCUUACCACUGGCCAGACUUGGCAGUUCAAGAACUACAAGUGGAGUGACCCUAACGAGCUCUUCAAGCACACACUGGGCGUCUAUGUCGGUUGGCGAGGAGAGUCAGCUCCGGAUAAUAUCCGCAACUGGGGUCACCGCGUCCUAUCUACUGGUAUUGACCGAUGGCGAGGAGAAGGCCACGACGCUUCACGAUUCCGUGAUAAGGAGAUCGUGGAGCAGAUCUGGAGGGCCAUUGAAGAGAACAUGCGAUACAGGGGUUGGAAAAAGGACAGGGCUCCCUCAUCGAUAUAG
This is a messenger RNA of Fusarium tjaetaba, 1230 nucleotides long. Its product is annotated as cell division control 73. NCBI's taxonomy places the organism in Eukaryota, Fungi, Ascomycota, Sordariomycetes, Hypocreales, Nectriaceae. Gene Ontology annotation, cellular component: Cdc73/Paf1 complex. Bases 1 to 1230 code for a protein of 409 amino acids. The transcript has 2 exons. Gene Ontology annotation, biological process: positive regulation of transcription elongation by RNA polymerase II; transcription elongation by RNA polymerase II. Gene Ontology annotation, molecular function: RNA polymerase II complex binding. The record is from RefSeq and is a predicted model, not a curated record.